Pseudopipra pipra is the source of this 3888-nucleotide messenger RNA. RefSeq names its product dopamine receptor D2 (gene DRD2). Lineage: Eukaryota; Metazoa; Chordata; Aves; Passeriformes; Pipridae. The transcript has 8 exons. Gene Ontology annotation, biological process: regulation of potassium ion transport; adenylate cyclase-inhibiting dopamine receptor signaling pathway; negative regulation of cytosolic calcium ion concentration. Gene Ontology annotation, molecular function: dopamine neurotransmitter receptor activity, coupled via Gi/Go; G protein-coupled receptor activity. The record is from RefSeq and is a predicted model, not a curated record. Gene Ontology annotation, cellular component: plasma membrane; glutamatergic synapse; presynaptic membrane. The coding region runs from base 1129 to 2469 and encodes 446 amino acids.
GAAACCCUACAGCUGGGCAGAGGCAGCGGGAAUCUUGGAGCUCGGAGGGUGCCCGGCGUUCCGGGGCCAUCCCUGGCAGAGCAUCCCGGGAGCAGCAUCCCGGGAGCAGCAUCCCGGGAGCAGCAUCCCGGGAGCAGCAUCCCUGGCAGAGCAUCCCGGGAGCAGCAUCCCGGGAGCAGCAUCUCGGGAGCAGCAUCCCGGGAGGAGCAUCCCUGGCAGAGCAUCCCGGGAGGAGCAUCCCGGGAGCAGCAGCCCGGGAGGAGCAUCCCUGGCAGAGCAUCCCGGGAGGAGCAUCCCCGGCGCUCCCCUGGCAGUGCGUGCGCAGGGCAGGGCAGGGCAGCCGGGCGGGGAAGGGCUCGUUGCCCCCGCGAGUCCCUGGCGGUGGGAGCCGCUCCCUCCUGUCCCCGCGGCCCCUCGGAGCCCCCCCGGGACCCGGCGCUGUCCCGCUCCCGGUGCUGGAGCCGGUCCCGCGUUCCCGGCGCUGGAGCCGCCCGUCCCCGCCCGCGGGAGCCGGAGGGAUCCGGGGGAGGAAACUUGGCCCCCUCCCCUCCCUUCCCUUCCCCUCCCCUCCCUCCCAGCAUCAGGCGAGGCAGAGAGGGAAGCGCUGCGGGAAUUUCGCACCCCGCGGGCAGCCGAGGGAGCCGGAGUGGGAACAGGUUGUUGGGAUCGCGCCGCGGGAGGAAAAGGGGCGGCUCUGAGCGCCGGCUCAGCCGGGUCUGGGCUCCGGGAGAUGGAGACGGAGCUGCUGCUGUUCCAGCCGGCGAUGCGCUGAGCGAGAUGGACAGCGGGUCCCUGCCGAGAUCGCCUCUUCCCGGGAAGCUGAGCCGCUUCCCGAGCUCCUGAAGUUCCAGCAGUCGCCAGCUCAGCCUGGGGUUACACAAGUUCCACCUGCACCGGUCCCGGCUGGCGGGGAUCGGGCAGGUGAUUCUUUCUCUUUUUUUUUGCUCCUCUGCUCGUGCGUGAACGCCGAACGCCAAAAAGUCUGCUCGGAGGCCCUGGAGAGCUUGGGAAAAGCCACGGUGGAGAGUUGUGGCGUUUUGGAUUUAUUUGGCACAAAGUGCUCACACUUCUGCUCGAGGGAUUCGUAUGGCUUGAAGGGCGGAGCCGGAGCCUGGCACUCUGACCUCCAUGGAUCCCCUAAACCUCUCCUGGUACGAGGGUGACAUCGGUGACAGGAACUGGAGCAGGGCCCUGAACGCCUCCCAGGCUGAGCAGAAGCCCCAGUACAACUACUAUGCCAUGCUGCUCACCCUGCUCAUCUUCGUCAUCGUCUUCGGCAACGUGCUGGUGUGCAUGGCCGUGUCCCGGGAGCGAGCCCUGCAGACCACCACCAACUACCUGAUCGUCAGCCUGGCCGUGGCAGACCUGCUGCUGGCCACCCUGGUCAUGCCCUGGGUGGUCUAUCUGGAGGUGGUUGGUGAGUGGAGGUUCAGCCGGAUCCACUGUGAUAUCUUUGUGACCCUGGAUGUCAUGAUGUGCACUGCCAGCAUCCUCAACCUCUGUGCCAUCAGCAUAGACAGGUACACAGCAGUGGCCAUGCCCAUGCUCUACAACACCCGCUACAGCUCCAAGCGCAGGGUCACCCUCAUGAUCGCCGUGGUCUGGGUGCUCUCCUUUGCCAUCUCCUGCCCGCUCCUCUUUGGCCUCAACAACACAGAUGCCAAGGAGUGCAUCAUUGCCAACCCUGCCUUCGUGGUGUACUCCUCCAUCGUGUCCUUCUACGUGCCCUUCAUCGUCACCCUGCUGGUCUAUGUCCAGAUCUACCUCGUGCUGCGGCGCCGCAGGAAGCGCGUCACCACCAAGCGCAGCAGCCACGUCCUGGACUCGGACACACAGGCCCCCCUGAAGGACAAAUGCACUCAUCCAGAAGACGUCAAGCUCUGCACAGUUAUUGUGAAGUCCAAUGGGAGCUUCCAAGUUAAUAAGCGCAAAGUGGAGGCAGAGAGCCACAUGGAGGAGAUGGAAAUGGAGAUGGUGUCCAGCACCAGCCCCCCUGAGAAAACCACCUUCAAACCCACAGCACCCAGUAACCGCCAGCUGGUCGUGCCAGUUGCCUCCAACAGGGGCAACAACUCCACCCUGCAGACAUCCCUGAACAGCCCUGGGAGGGUGGAGAAGAAUGGCCAUGCCAAAGAAACCCACCACACAGCCAAGGUCUUCGAGAUCCACUCCCUGCCCAACGGCAAGACCAGGAACUUCCUCAAGGCUGUGACCAGGAGGAAACUGUCCCAGCAGAAGGAGAAAAAGGCCACCCAGAUGCUGGCCAUCGUCCUUGGUGUUUUCAUCAUCUGCUGGCUCCCCUUCUUCAUCACCCACAUCCUGAACAUGCACUGCGAUUGCAGCAUCCCCCCGGCCAUGUACAGCGCCUUCACAUGGCUGGGCUACGUCAACAGCGCUGUCAACCCCAUUAUCUACACCACCUUCAACGUCGAGUUCCGCAAGGCUUUCAUGAAGAUCCUCCACUGCUAAAAGGCAAAAAAAAAAAACUAAACAGCAGCAGCGUUUUUAAGGGGGGAAAAAAAAAACCAAAAAAACAAACAAAACAAAAAAAAAAGGAAGGAAGAACCCCCCCGUGCCAGUUCACGCACGCCGAGGGGCGGUCGCCGAGGGGGCUCGUGUGCUGGGCGUGAGGCCCCCGGGGUGACAGCAGUGCCAUGCCCACGCCUCGCUGGGGGUGCAGGGGGGAGGUCCCCUCGUCCCUCGGGGUGACCUUUGGGGCAGCAGUCCCACCAGGGCACUUUUCAGAGCUGCCCUCGCACUGCGCUCCGAGCGGAGGCAACGCUCGCCUGAUUGCUGCCCGUGGCCAUCCAGCCUCGGGGGCAUUGGACACAGACAGUCUCAGAGCCACGGGGAGGUAGUGGUGGGUCUCUCCACUCUCACCAAAGACAAGACCAUCUUUUCCGCUUCGCAACAGGAGCCAGAACCAGGCAGAGCUCGCGGGAGCUCCACGCAGCAGCUUUGCCUUCGCCUCGAGCCGACCUACCCAGUGUCAAACUGCUGAAGCCUUCGGAAAAAAUCCCCACCAACACUUUAAGAGGUCCCCAAGCGGGUCAAGAAGGUUCUGCCACCCACAGACCCAACCCUGCAGCAGUGUGGGCCUCCAAGCCGUGGGCAGAAGGAAGGAGGAGGUGUCAGUCUCACGUCUGGCCACUACAGAGGUGUAAAUAUGAAUAAACAGGAGGAACUACGGGAGCCCAAGCCAAGGAAAAAAAAAAGGAGAGAGAAACUCGAGAAGUGGUAGCUUGUCUUGCAUGGUGUACAUCAAACAGGACACCCUCAUCUCUCAUCAGCAGUGAUUUCUGCCCACCAGCACCUCAUGUCCAGUCUCUCAGCAGGAUUCCCAGCCCGGGGCAGUGGUGCCGUGGGGAAUGUAGACACCCCAGGACAGGGUGCCCCGGGAGGCACCUGCAGCCCUGACCCCCCCUCAGGUGGGAGCUUGAACAAGUCAGCCAAGUCAGGUCUGGCUCUUCUCACCUCCAUCAGGGUGCCACAGAGCCCAGCACCACCUCGGGUCUGAUUUGCCUCAGUCUCUCAGCAGAGAGUGCAGAAUAACGUUGUGCCUAAUUUAAAUUAACACUGAAGGAGAUAAAACUGUGUGCUUUGGAAAAAGCCAGAAUAAAAACCCAAGAAAGCCCCUGCCUGGACCAGCUCCUGUGUCCAAGUUGGACUCUGGAAAAGGUCUGGAUGUUCCCAGCAUCCCUUACUCUCUGAUACCUAUUUUUCCAUGGAUUAUAGGAAUUGAAAACCCAUAACAGCAUAAUUCCACCCCACUGAGUCUGGCAUUGCCAAAUCCACACUGCACUUACUAAUUGUACUCAGUUCACAGUAUGUUUUGCAAUAUCUCUGUAAAUAAACCAUAGCAAGAGGAAUAAAAGGACACAGAAAUAG